This is a messenger RNA of Didymodactylos carnosus, 411 nucleotides long. NCBI's taxonomy places the organism in Eukaryota, Metazoa, Rotifera, Eurotatoria, Philodinida, Philodinidae. The record is from the annotation of a GenBank genome assembly.
AUGAAAACUUUCGCUUAUUCAAACACAUUUUUAAUUUUAUUAUCAUCUGUGACAUUAAUAAACAGUGAUUUCGAACCAAAACAGUAUUCACAAUAUCUAAGGGAUUGUCCAAGAUGCAAGUUCAGAUUUCUUCAAAAUGAAGAAUGCAAACAAAUUUGCAUAAAAAAUUACAGUGCGAAUGAUUCUGAUCAGCAAAAACUAUUAAAACGUUUAAUGAAAGGCAGUAAACUAAAUUAUCAACAACAUUGGACUGUUGAUAAUAUGCCAGUAACAUUCUGCUAUAAAGACGAUCGGAUAGAUAGUGAAAAUUGUUCAUAUGGUUUUCCAAUCGGUAAUUAUAUAACAAAAAGUGAUCUAGCAAAACAUUUAUGUUAUGGUAAUUGCGAUAUAUACUAUGUUGGUAAUCAUUGA